Molecule: messenger RNA, 908 nt
Organism: Perkinsus marinus ATCC 50983
Lineage: Eukaryota; Perkinsozoa; Perkinsida; Perkinsidae
Exons: 8
Coding region: 17-745 (242 amino acids)
Biological process (GO): GMP salvage; hypoxanthine metabolic process; purine ribonucleoside salvage
Molecular function (GO): hypoxanthine phosphoribosyltransferase activity; magnesium ion binding
Source: RefSeq, a predicted model, not a curated record
AGUUCCCCUCACGUGAAUGGCUACUAAUAUGAGCGACAAGUGCAGCACAGAGGCUGUUUAUUCGUAUGAUUAUGUCGGUAAGGGAGUUGAUCGUAAGGAGCCUAUCUUUGUGAAGGAUGACGAUGAAGAGCUGUACCACUUGGAGCAUUUCCUGGUUCCGCCUCAUUACAAGAACGAUUUGAAGAGGAUUAUGUUGCCAAAGGGGCUCAUUCUGGACCGUACAGAAAAACUGGCUAUGGAUAUUCGUCAAUCUUACGGCGAUACUGAGCUGCAUUUACUGUGUAUUCUCAAAGGCAGUCGUGGGUUCUUCUCUGAACUCGUUGGAUAUCUGAAUCGCAUUCAUAGGUACACGACGAAUAUGCAUCACGCGCCGUAUCAGGAGCACUACGUCAGAAUUAAAAGCUAUCAUAACACAGAAAGCACGGGGAAGUUGAAUGUGAUGGCCGAUGACCUAUCAGUCCUAAAGGAUAAGGACGUACUUAUUGUUGAGGAUAUUGUUGAUACUGGCAAUACUCUGUCCAAGUUCUGUAAGCAUCUGGAAAUGUUCGGGCCCAAGUCCAUCAAGGUUGCUACACUGGUUGAAAAACGAACUUCCAAAGCGUGCGGUUUCAGAGGUGACUUUGUUGGAUUCUCUGUACCAGAUGAUUUCAUCGUUGGUUUCUGUUUGGAUUACAACGAGCACUUCCGUGAUUUGGAGCAUGUUGCGGUACUGACCGACGAGGCCAUCAUGAAGUAUGCCAAGUAGCUGUGACGAGCCGUUGUUGUGCUGAGGAGGGAUAUCCUCUGAGGUGCUGUGGUGAUGCCCUCAUAGAACUCCAUCGUCACCGUCGUCGUCAGUAGUGGUUUUAAUUGUUCUGUCAUUUCUGAAGGUUCUGGUUGCUGUGGCUCGGCCGGGAAUUUCUUCUCUA